UUGGUGUUUUACUGUAAACUGUGAUUUUUUUUGCAAAAAUAUAACCUUAACUAUUAAUAAUACUAUGGGAGAUGCAUAAGUGAAGCUUUUUAAAAAUUCAAAUAAUGAAUCUGCGGGCAAUAUCGAGAGAGAAGUUAUUUGCAUUUUUUGGUAUCCUACUUUGUAGUGUCAGUCUAAUUUAUUUCUAUUUAAUUUAUGUACAAGAAAAUUAUGCGAGUAUUAAACAGAGUGGGGAUCGAUGCCAGUCUGAAUUAACUUCUAUUAAAUAUCAACUAAAUGCUGUGACAGAAUAUAAAGAUCGUCUGGACAAACAACUGACUGAAGCACAAAAGAAAUUUGACUUGGAUCGGGCGAGGUUCAAAGAUAUAAUGGAGAGCUGUGUGGCAAUGAAACAGCAAACUACACUUUGCGAGACCCAGUUUGAAGAUUUGCAGACUGAAUGCAGAAGGAUUAAAGAAGAAUUUGAUGAACUUGGUAAAAAUCUAGGAACAAAAAAAGUCUAAUUGAAUUGGCUUCCAUGUUAAAUGUUUUAAAAUAUGUUAAAAUUAUUGUUGUGUUUUAAUACCUUGAUUGUGGGAAUUGCAGACACAAUAGAUUUUCAGUUGUUAUGCGGCAUCCGGGUGCUGCUUGGGGAUUGAUGGGUUAAGUGUAGCCAGCACAAUUAAUACCUUAACCACAGAAUAUAUAUUAAUAAUACCAACCUUAACUACUAGUUAUUGGUAAAAGGAUAAAAAUGUCAUAAAUACUAUGCCCACAAACUUUUGUCUUGUAAUAAUUAUUAUAGCAAAACUUUUUGCGUUAUUUGCAAGCAACAUUUGCUGCUUUAGUACAAAUGUGGUUUCCCAGUUCCAGUAAAAAUAGUUAUUGUAGUGUAAAACUUUCCCCCUUUUAAGGCAAAAAAU
Messenger RNA from Aricia agestis (brown argus), 902 nucleotides. RefSeq lists its product as uncharacterized. The transcript has 3 exons. The record is from RefSeq and is a predicted model, not a curated record. Bases 105 to 503 code for a protein of 132 amino acids. NCBI's taxonomy places the organism in Eukaryota, Metazoa, Arthropoda, Insecta, Lepidoptera, Lycaenidae.